CUUGUCACCUUGGUUCGACAGUAAAAAUUCUCUUUUGCUUUGUACCUGUACCAGAGAGAGAGAGAGAGUGUGUGUGUGCUUUUUUUUUUCCUUUCUCUUUCUUUCAGUGGUGGCUUCUCGAGUUCUCUGCAUAAGGGUCGAAGCUGCCAUGUUGGCGUGUUUCACGGACGACCGUAGCAUAUGCGCUUCACCUGCCAUUGGCUACCUCUUUCUCUUACUCUUCUCGGUCGUCACCACCUCCUCCACUGCUUGUUCCAAUGGCAAUUGCCAGGUUCUGGACGCUUGUACUGCGCCCACAGACUGUGGGCAAGGUCUCUACUGUGGGAACUGCCCUGCUUUGGGUAAGACUCAGCCAAUCUGUAUCAGAGGUCAAGCAACAAUACCCACUUCAAUUAUUAAUGGGUUGCCUUUCAAUAAGUACACAUGGUUGGUAACUCAUAAUUCGUUCAGCAUCGUCGAUGCGCCUUCGUUGAAUGGUGUUCAGCGAUUGACAUUUUACAACCAAGAAGAUAGCGUUACUAACCAGUUGAUGAAUGGCGCGAGGGGGCUGAUGUUGGAUAUGUACGACUUCGAGAAUGAUAUCUGGCUCUGCCAUUCAUUUCGGGGCCAAUGUUUCAACUUCACAGCCUUUCAACCUGCAAUUAACACUUUGAAGGAAGUGGAAGCAUUCUUAACUUCGAACCCGACAGAGAUUGUGACAAUAAUAAUUGAGGAUUAUGUGCAUACUCCAAAAGGAUUGACUAAUGUGUUUACUCUUGCUGGUUUAGACAAGUAUUGGUUUCCUCUGACCAAGAUGCCAAAAAAGGGUGAAGAUUGGCCUACUGUGACUCAGAUGGUGCAGGAAAAUCAUCGACUCAUUGUUUUCACUUCGGAUGCUUCGAAGGAAGCAAAGGAAGGAAUAGCAUACCAGUGGAAGUAUAUGUUAGAAAAUGAGGCUGGAGAUCCUGGUGUGGUUCGAGGUUCAUGCCCAAAGAGAAAAGAAUCAAAGCCACUGAACUCUAAAAGUGCAUCUCUUUUCCUAGAGAAUUACUUCCCUACAUAUCCAGUUGAAACUGAUGCUUGCAAAGAGCAUUCUACUCCACUUGCUGAGAUGGUGAACACAUGUUACAAAGCAGCAGGCAAUGUGAUGCCAAACUUUUUGGCAGUCAACUUUUACAUGAGGAGUGAUGGAGGAGGUGUUUUUGAUGCUGUGGACAGAAUGAAUGGCCUUACACUUUGUGGGUGUAAUACUGUCACUGCCUGCCAGGCUGGGGCGCCUUUUGGAUCUUGUAAGAAUGUUGCUGUACCCAGUGGAAAUCCCAUUACCAACACUGCUGGAAGCUUUACUGGAUCAGUUACUGGAUCUGUUCAGUUUGCAAAAUCAGCUUCAACAGUCAAUUCUCCCAAUCACUUGGUUUUCUUUAUGUUCUCUUUUCCGUUGAUGGCAUUUUGGUUAUGACUGCAAACAAAUGGUUACUAGCUUGUUCGUUAGCGAGUUACUUCUUGAGAUGGGAUUCUGGUAUUAUGUCAUACAUAAAAUAGAGUUAUAACUAUUGCACUCUGUCUUGUUGAGAGAAAGGUCAAAGAAUGGUUGCUAAAGCUGUGGAUGUGAUUAUGGAGGAAAAAUGUCUAAAAUUUUAUCGAGACAGUGAAGAUAUAUACAUACAUAUGAAAUAGAUGGUGACCAAGAAAGACCCAGAAAACUCCAGUAGUGGUUCAGGUCUUCAUCAGGGCAUAGUGGGUAACUGUAGGCGUUAGGGGAACGAACCGGGUAGAAUGUGUAGAAGUGCUCGCAUUAUGAUACUAGGCUUUCUUGGUAGUUGUACUUGUAUCUAACAUUUUUUGCUUCAUUUUGUUUUAGUUUCCCACGUAUAAUGAGGUCAUGUUGCUAUGCUUUUUAAAUUGUGGAGGUUCUGAAACUUUGAGGCUAUUACAAAUUUGAGGAGUGUGUUAAGAAAAAAUGAGAUGAAAUGUAGCUUUUACUUUUAAUGGA
This is a messenger RNA of Ziziphus jujuba (common jujube), 1972 nucleotides long. RefSeq names its product PI-PLC X domain-containing protein At5g67130. Gene Ontology annotation, biological process: lipid metabolic process. The record is from RefSeq and is a predicted model, not a curated record. Gene Ontology annotation, molecular function: phosphoric diester hydrolase activity. NCBI's taxonomy places the organism in Eukaryota, Viridiplantae, Streptophyta, Magnoliopsida, Rosales, Rhamnaceae. Bases 149 to 1438 code for a protein of 429 amino acids. The transcript is spliced from 9 exons.